AUGGCACUCCGUACGAGCAGCUGGCUGCCCAUCCUUGCCCUCGCCCUCAUCCUCUACGCCCGCCCCACUUUGGCAUUCGGUGCCGGAAACAUCGGGACGACCUCCAAGAUCGAAGGAGUCAACUGGCGCCACGGCGAUAUCGAAGACACCCUUCUCACCAUCCUCACCGCACGUGCCUUUGGCGGCAAGAAGUUUAGCAAGCUCGACGUGAAGAGGACGUACUUCGGCAACUGGUUGAGGGACUACAGUCAGGCGGUCGAUGUUGGAACCGUCAAGUAUGUCUCGGCCGAGGCCAUCCGACUCCUGCUCUGGGUCUUGGGCUUCAUGAGCUUCGGAUACGGCACUGGCGAGUUCGAGGUCACCGCCGAGAGAUUGGGCUGCUACCGACCCGAAGAGCACAUCGACAACCCAAAGGACUAUGCCGACAAUCUUGAUGCUACUCAAUAUGAUCGCCGCCUGAGAGGUCCUGUUGACGAAGAGCGGGAGCUCAGCAUUGACCCGCGUACGGGCCUGAAGCAAUAUAUUGCUACUGAAGAUGCUGGUAUUACAACUUCUGCUGGCCUGGUCCGUCAUUUGUUCCGCCGCUCAAUCGAGCUUGGUCGACGCUACAAGCAGUCGAGAGAUGACCGCGACUUCUACGAAGCUCUCCGAUUGCUGGGCACUGGUUGUCACUGUCUCGAAGACUAUUCAGCCCACAGCAAUUACACUGAACUGGCACUUAUCGAGUUGGGCGAGCGCGAUGUCUUUCCCCACGUUGGUCGCCGCACGCAGAUUCAGCUUGAAGGUGUCCGCCAUCCAGUCUACCCGAUCGUGACCGGCACUUUCGGCGGAGUGGACUUCCUUCAUUCGGUCAUGGGCGAAUUCUCAGACAAGACCACCCAGUCAGAGCUUCAAGAGCUGGAGGGAACGAUUGAGCAGUCUCAAAACGCGGACACGAGCCUGCUGAAGGAGCUCCUUGAUAAGCUUCCUCCAGGCAUCCUUGGAGACUCGGACCACGACGCCAAGGCAGAUCAACUCCAAGCCAACGCUCAAGCUGCCCAGAUGCAGAACCUCACUGUCUCUCCGAAGGAGCCAGAGGAAGUCACGCGACAGAUCGCCGAGAUCUCUCAGCAGAUCUAUCCCAUUCUGAAGUUUCACGACGAGAUUGUCAAGUCCAUCUCUGAGGCAAUUGACAAGAUUCCCGUGCUUCCCGAUCUGAUCGAGGAGCUUCAGAACCAGGUCUCCGUCUUUGUAUUCUCACUGCUAGCGCCGUUUAUCGUGCCCAUCAUCCGACAAGUCAAGGAAGAACUGCGCACUGGCUCGUCUGAGAUCAUUCAAUCCAGCAAGGACAAGCAACUUAUCGUAUUCCACGACGACAACUCGACGGACCCAACGCACUCGAUGCUGUCCAAGGAUCAUUUCUCCAAUGUGCUCAACGAGCCGGCCGGCAAGGUCGCUAGCCAAGUGUUGAAGUGGGUUGUUCCUCAGAUAGUUGCAUGCUGGGAUGACGACGGAAUCGACAUUCGACGCACCAACGACCGUAUCAUCAACGGAGUCUUCCAUCACCCGGCUCUCCGCGAGUCUGGAGACGAUGAUGCCCGCGAUGGUAGGAUGGCCAUGUUUGGCGUUGUCGAGCGCUGGUGGAGUGAGCUGGAUGAUGGUGAGAGGGAAGAUCUUCGCGAGAAGCUGUCCCGGAAUGGCGUACAAGAAGGCCGCAACCACAAGGAGGGUGUACAAGACUCUGGCCACGGAUGCGGCAAGCCUCUCGGUCUGCCAACAAUGCAGACGAGCCAGAGCUCUGGCGCUAUGGGCGGUGUCAUGGGCGCUCUCAGCGGCACUGCAGGCUUUGGCGGAGGACGGCAAAGCAGCCAAGCUCAGAGCAAAAUUAGUGAUACUGUAGGUGAAGCCGUUGGAGGCGGCGCCCUUGGGUCCAUCGUCGGAGGCUUGGCUGGCGCGGUCGGCGGAGGCCUCCUGGGUGGAGCAUUUGGUGGCGAGGAGAGCGAGACGAAGACUUAUCAGAGCAACCAGUAUCGUGAGGAUGGAUCUUACAAUACCCGUAUCACAGAGACAGGCCAUCGCCCCGGCGGCCAUGGUCAGCAAGAGCGUUACGGCCAGGCACAGAUUUCUGAGACUCAGUAUGGCUCGGGCGGCUAUCGCGAGGAGUAUCAGCGCUAUGAGCAGGAUGGACGUCAAGGCGGUACUGGCUACGGCUUCGAGCAAUCUCGCGACGUCCGUCCCACGUACGGCGGCGGCUACGAGCAACGCACUGAGAGGACCUACGAGCAUCCCGGUGGCAGAUGUGAGACCGAGGUCCAGGAGCAGCGUGUCAGCAGUUCUGGGCGCCAGUAUGCACAUGAAGAAAGCUAUAGUGGACACAGAAAGAAGGACGACAGUGACGAUGACGACGACAGUGGUGAUGAUGAUGACUGGGAGAAGAAGGAGAAGAAGGAGAAGAAGAGGCGCGAGGAGGAAGAGAAGCGCCGGAGAAAGCAGCGGGAAGAAGAGGAGAUGUACGGCGGCGGCGGCGGACAUGGUCGACGCAAGAGUCGCUCUCCUUCUCGCGAGCGCCGCGGCUCCAACGAGUACAAGAGACAGAGUGGUGGCUAUCGUCAGUCUGAGCAUUCUGAUGAAUACGAGCCGCGAAGCGGCCACGGACGCCCAGAGUACUCCUCCGAGAGCCGUCACGAGCAGAGCAGCUACGGUGGCGGACGCAACCAAUACGAACAGCAGUCAGGCUACGGUGGGCCUUCCGGCAACGAGUACGGCUCGUCGGGCUAUGGUGGCCGCAGUGAGUAUGGUCAGCAGCCAAGCUACGGCGGCGACAGCUAUGGCGGUGGCGAGUACGGCCAGUCUAGACCGGAGUAUGGAGGCGGCUCUGGUCACGGCCGGGACGGUGGGGGUGAGUACGGACGACGUCGCGAUGAUGAGGAUGAGAUGCCGGGCGGCAGGGGUGGAUAUGGCGGUGGAGGCAGCUACGGAGGUGGAGGAUAUGGCGAGGGAGGCUACGAGGAGCGCAGAUGGUAG
Messenger RNA from Lecanosticta acicola, 3003 nucleotides. The record is from the annotation of a GenBank genome assembly. NCBI's taxonomy places the organism in Eukaryota, Fungi, Ascomycota, Dothideomycetes, Mycosphaerellales, Mycosphaerellaceae.